GCUCAAGGCCACUUUCAAAUCUCAUUGGCUUAGCUGUCAUGUGGUUGUGCAGAGGCAUCCACAAUUACACAGGGAAUGUUUUCGUAGAGAUGUCAGCCUACAAAGGACACAAUCUCUCUUCUUCAAAUUCCUCCCCAAAAUGUCCUUUCCCAACAGCUCUCCAGCCGCUAACACUUUUUUAGUCGAUUCUUUGAUCAGUGCCUGCAGGAGCGAUAGUUUUUAUUCCAACAGCGCCAGCAUGUAUAUGCCACCUAGCACAGACAUUGGGACUUAUGGGAUGCAAACCUGUGGACUACUACCGUCUCUGGCCAAAAGAGAAGUUAAUCAUCAAAAUAUGGGUAUGAAUGUACAUCCUUAUAUACCUCAGGUAGACAAUUGGACAGAUCCGAACAGGUCUUGCCGAAUAGAGCAACCUGUUACUCAGCAGGUUCCCACUUGCUCCUUCACCACCAAUAUCAAGGAAGAAACCAAUUGCUGCAUGUAUUCUGAUAAGAGAUCAAAGCUCGUCUCUUCUUCUGAGGUCCCUUCAUACCAGAGGCUGGUCUCUGAUUCCUGCCCCAUUGAAAACCCCGAGGUUCCUGUCCCAGGAUAUUUCAGACUGAGCCAGACCUACGCCACUGGGAAAACCCAAGAGUACAAUAAUAGCCCUGAAACGAGUUCAACUGUCAUGUUACAGUUAAACCCUCGCGGCGCUUCCAAACCGCAGAUAGCUUCGCAACUUCCGAUGGAGAAGAAAAUGAAUGAAAAUCCCACCAGCAGCAGCAACAACAACAGCAACACCCACCACCCAGACAACUCCGCCAAAGUAUCUCAAGUGGAAAGUCCUGAACCCAAGUCCACGCUGCAGGACGACAGGAGCUGCCUGGCUGAAGCCUCCGUGUCCAGCCCAGAAGCCCAAGAGAAAGAAAGCAAAGAGGAAAUCAAGUCUGAUACUCCAACCAGCAAUUGGUUAACCGCAAAGAGUGGCAGAAAGAAGAGGUGUCCUUAUACUAAACACCAGACACUGGAAUUAGAGAAAGAGUUCUUAUUCAAUAUGUAUCUCACUCGAGAGCGCCGCCUAGAGAUCAGUAAGAGCGUAAACCUCACUGACAGGCAGGUCAAGAUCUGGUUUCAAAACCGCAGAAUGAAGCUCAAGAAGAUGAGCAGGGAGAACCGGAUCCGGGAACUGACCGCUAAUCUGACCUUCUCUUAAGCCGUCACCUGGGGGGUGCUCCCCAGAGCUGAGACAUGGCCUCCAUGACCACCAGUGGCUAAAUAUGUAGGAAAGACUUUUGGGGGAAGAGAAAAGAAAGAAAGAAAGAAAAGAAAGGAAGGAAACCGACACCCCUCCAUUCUCCAUUUUUAAAAAACACUUCUGAUAGAAUGUGACUUUUGUUUGUCAUUCUUUUUAGUGCUGCAAGUGUCGAUGUAUGUUCCUAUGACCAGUAUAUAUAUAUAUAUUAAAAAGAAACCUAGCACGUGUAA
Hemicordylus capensis (graceful crag lizard) is the source of this 1464-nucleotide messenger RNA. RefSeq names its product homeobox D10 (gene HOXD10). Lineage: Eukaryota; Metazoa; Chordata; Lepidosauria; Squamata; Cordylidae. Gene Ontology annotation, molecular function: RNA polymerase II cis-regulatory region sequence-specific DNA binding; DNA-binding transcription factor activity, RNA polymerase II-specific. Bases 140 to 1192 code for a protein of 350 amino acids. The record is from RefSeq and is a predicted model, not a curated record. The transcript has 2 exons. Gene Ontology annotation, biological process: regulation of transcription by RNA polymerase II. Gene Ontology annotation, cellular component: nucleus.